Molecule: messenger RNA, 4564 nt
Organism: Chelmon rostratus (copperband butterflyfish)
Lineage: Eukaryota; Metazoa; Chordata; Actinopteri; Chaetodontiformes; Chaetodontidae
Gene: avl9
Product: AVL9 homolog (S. cerevisiase)
Exons: 16
Coding region: 132-2027 (631 amino acids)
Cellular component (GO): cytoplasm
Source: RefSeq, a predicted model, not a curated record
GUUGUGCUCGUGCCUGUCUGUCUGCGGCGGACGGUAUCGAUUCAGGGGGGCAAAUAAUCGGCGUCGUUUGCUGUGUUUAUAUCCGACCCCCGAGUUAAAACCAGCGCAGGACCGCCAGAACAUCAGGGGGGAUGGAUUCUCACGGCAGGGACGACCUAAAGGGACCGGUGCUGCAUAUCGUGGUGGUUGGAUUUCACCACAAAAAGGGCUGUCAGGUUGAAUUCUCCUACCCGCCGCUGAUGCCAGAUGAGGGUCAUGACAGCAACCUGCUGCCAGAGGAGUGGAAGUACCUCCCUUUCCUGGCGCUUCCUGACGGGGCGCACAACUACCAGGAAGACACUGUGUAUUUUCAUCUGCCGCCCCUGAGUGGAGACAUGAAGUGUGUCUACGGCGUCUCCUGUUAUCGCCAAAUAGAAGCAAAGGCCCUAAAGGUCAGACAGGCUGACGUCACCAGGGAGACCGUUCAGAAGAGCGUCUGCGUCCUCAGUCGAGUGCCUCUCUACGGCCUGCUUCAAGCUAAACUGCAGCUCAUCACUCACGCCUACUUCGAGGAGAAAGACUUUUCACAGAUCUCCAUUUUAAAGGAGCUGUACGACCACAUGAACGGCUCUCUGAGGGGGUCAGCUCUGGAGGGCUCACAGGUUUAUCUCGGGCUUUCACCGAGAGAUUUAAUACUGCACUUUAGACACAAGGUUCUCAUCCUCUUCAAGCUCAUUCUGCUGGAGAAGAAGGUCCUGUUCUAUGUGUCUCCUGUCAACAGACUAGUCGGAGCUCUGAUGACCGUUUUAUCGCUGUUUCCAGGUAUGAUCGAGCACGGCCUGGUGGACUCGUCCCACUACAGGCCCAAGAGCAGCGUGUCGGAGGACCUGAGUCUGGUGGAGAGCGUCUCCGGAGCCGAGGAGUUCGUCUCCGUGUCCGUCACCGACAUCGCUAACACCACGCUGGAGGGGGAGGAGCCCGCCCAGCCUGCGGCAGAGUCUCUGUCCUCUGGGAACAGCACCGAGGGGGACGGCCACCUCCUCAAACCCCCGUCGCGCACCUCCCCAGAGUCCUCCGAGAGCGACUGGGAGACUCUGGACCCCAGCGUGUUGGAAGAAAGUGGUCCAAAAGAGGCAGCUGAGGGGAAAGAGACAUCGGAGCUCCCGGACGCCUUCGACUCCAAGCCGGGGACGCCCAUCACCGUGCAGCCACAAGCCGUCAGCGAUCAGGGAGGGGUCAGCCAGGGUCUGGUGUCAGGUCUGGAGGAGGACCAGUACGGCCUGCCGCUCCCCAUCUUCACUAAGGGUUACCUGUGUCUGCCCUACAUGGCCCUGCAGCAGCAUCACCUCCUGUCAGACGUGACGGUGCGUGGCUUCGUUGCCGGGGCGACCAACAUCCUCUUCCGCCAGCAGAGGCACCUCAGUGAUGCUGUCGUCGAUGUGGAAGAAGCCGGGAUCCAGAUCCAGGACCCCGAGCUUCGCAAGAUCCUGAGCCUGACGACAGCAGACCUGCGUUUCGCCGACUACCUGGUCAAACACGUGACGGAGAACCGCGACGACGUUUUCCUGGACGGGACGGGCUGGGAGGGCGGAGACGAGUGGAUCAGAGCCCAGUUCACUCUCUACCUCCACUCCUUACUGUCCUCUGCACUCCAGCAAGAUAACGAGCGGCUGCUGGCUGAUUAUGGCGCGCCGUUCAUCACCGCCUGGAAGAUCACCCACAACUACCGGGUGUGGUACAGCAACAAGCACCCCGCCAUGGCCGCCAUCACCCCAGGACACCCGUUCCAGGGCCAGUACAGUGUUGCUGAUGUCAAACUACGACUCUCACACUCGGUGCAGAACAGCGAGAGAGGGAAGAAGAUCGGAAACGCCAUGAUCACCACCAGUCGCAGCGUGGUCCAGACGGGGAAGGUAGUGGGUCAGUCGGUAGGCGGAGCAUUGACCAGCGCCAAGUCGGCCAUGUCCUCCUGGUUCUCCACACUGGCCCAGCCUGCAGCUGUAAACACCCCCGCCUCUCCGGAGCCCGCCACAGAGGUCAAACCCUGAAACCAAACCCAGCGGUCCUCUGUCUGACUGUCUCCUCGUCCUCCCGUGAAGCCCGAGGGUCAGCGGACUGAGAGCUGAGAGGAAAACGUUCAUCUUCAGAAUCAACGAGUUUUAAGUCUGAACCAUAAAACGCGGGACGCCACUCUGGACAGGAAGGCAGCGCAGGCGUUCGACUAACUGUACAGCCCAAAUCCACUGUGAGGCAGAGACUGCCAGCGCCAAUGAUCAAAACCCAGAAAUCUGAGCAGGCUGCGUCCUGUCUGAGCGCCUGCUGCAGUUUGCUGGAUGCUUUCCUGUGAGACACUAAAGAUGCUGUCGUUCGGUUUGCGGUGUUCACUCUUUGCUGCAUAUUUCUAGAGUUUCUCUAUAUAGCCGAUUAUUUUACUGAGAAAUGAUGUAAAAAAUAAUGAGUCACAGGAUUUUACAGAAGAGCAUGAGCUGUGGCACCUUGAAGAUUUUACCAGUACAGAUUUUAAAUUCAGUCUGGCUCAUGUUUAGUGAUGCCUCUGUAGUAACAUUGUGGUUGUCGUGGUAACAGCAUCAAUUCCUCAGACGUAACUGUUUAAAAAUACAUGUUCAGGGUGCAACAAACAGUUAUUUUCAUUAUUGAUCAAUUUGGUUAUUUUAAAGAUUGUUUAGUCUGAGAAAUUUCAGAAAGUUAUGAUAAAUGUCUCACAGUUUCCCAUCAACGUAGCGUGACCCAUUGGAGCCAACGGAAACUGACAAAAAGUAGCAAAAAUAAUCAGAUCGUCAAAAAUAGUCAAUAGUCAAAAACCCAAUCAAUAAAUUAAAUGUAGUGUAAACAGACAUAUAAAGCUCCAUACGUUUACUUUAACCUCUAAUAAGGUGGAUAAAAAUAAAGCAAAAACAUGUUAUUUUUUCUUUAUAACAGUAGCCAACAAAAUGAGCGAGCUAAUAUGCUACAUGGAAGUUUUUAGCUAGCUUGACAUUAUGAGAAAAGAGAUAGAAAAUCAUUCACAAUUACAAAACAUCAAGGAUGAAACAAUAAAGCUUGUUUAAUGUCAGGAAGACAGACGAAUGGUGGCUGUAAGAUUACAAGUACUGUUAGCGAGCUAACUUUGUUAGCGUUAGCUUGCUAGCUACAAUGCUUUAGCUACUGUUGCAAGAGUGAUACUGUAAAAGUAUGCAGUACGGUAUAUGGAUGGAUGGAUUAACAUAAACUGCACUGGCUGCUGUAGUUUCACCGGAACAGUUAGCUUCAGGGAGGUAGCUAGCGUUAGCUGAAACAGCUGGCGCUCAAUGCGUUCAGCCAACAGAGCUUUCAGUUUAGCUAGCUAGCCACACAAUCUGAUGAUAUGUGAAGAGGAAGAAUGGAUUAUUGAUUAAAUAAUGUGCUGACAGUAAAAUUAAGUACGUUUGAAUUAGUUUCAUUGACUGUUCGCUGGUACAGGAAAGAAUAUUAGAAGCUUUUUGCUGCUUUUUAUUGUCGACUGGUUGGAUCUUAAAGUAAAAGCAUCAAGCUUUAUAUUUCCUUUUACACUUUGUUUUAAAGAUUUAACCAUCAGUAUUACUUAUUGAUAUGUUCAUUUAUAUUUUUGACUUCUCUGAUAACCUUUUAUUACGUCAGUUUCUGGGCACCGCAGACGUCUUGAAGUUACUUAUUUUGUCCAACCAACUAUCCAGGAGUCCUGAAAUAUUGAAUUUAAGUUAAUAUAACUUCAAGUAAUUGAUUAUUUGACUAAUUAUACACUACAAAAACAUGACUGCAAAAUUUGAACGCUGUUACUACAAUAACCACAAUGUUAUUAUUUCAAUCCUUGUGUACCUGAUGCCUGAUUUAGUGAUAAGUAAUAAACCUCCCUUAACUAUGAAGGAACCUGAACCCAGCUGUGUGUUUGACAGGGUGUUGUUAACCCAGGCCUUUUUGAACUUUGCUGUCAGAGUAUACAGUAUAUAUUGGGAGACCUAUAUUUAGUGAAUCUGAAGGUAGUUUAAAGUCAGAUAUCUUAUUUAUUUGUUGUGUAUAAACUUGUAAUCUCAUGAAUAUCCAUGUUUUGUCAUGACGACACUGGAACAAGUCCUAAUCUGUGGGCCACUGUGUAUUUGCACAAAGCAGCCAUAAUAUUCUGUUUAUGUGACUGUUUAUUUUGUGUAACUGUAAUUUUUAGGUGCUCACAGGAUCGUUUCCCUCCAUGAUACAAAUAUUCGACAACAGUUGGAUUAAAGUGGUCCACUGAGCAUGCUCUGUCCAGUCCGGUUUUACAGCUGUAAUGAGUGUCAUCCUUCUGUCUUUUAAAAAUUUUUUUCUCCUUCAUGCGUUUAAACCUUCUUUGGCCAUCGACUCAUUUCUGGAACUUCCUUUUGAUUUCUGGAUUAAGUGUAUAAGAAAAUAUCAGCUGUUAAAAGCUGCUUUUUGUUUCUUUUUUUAUCCUCUGAUGAUAUAUUUUCAUUUUGUAUUUAAAAGAUAUGAAUGUAUUGUGAACUAAAAUUCACAGAAUAUUUUCUUGACAGAUGCUUUUAAUGUAUUUGAGAAGAAAGUGAUACUAUACUAUAUUGCUGUAUUAAAAAUAAUUUAA